AUGCUGGGAUGGGGUAGUUACAAAUUCAUCGAUUACAGCAACGAUAUUCUGAUUGCUCGCUUAAAUGCGAUCUUGGCAAUACCCAUACGAACGGAGUCGGAGUAUAUUAGGAUAUCACAUCAGACAUACUCCGUACUCUCACGGACAAGAGUAAUGAUGGUUGACUGGAUCAGGACUGAAGCAGAUUGCAUUGCAGAGACUCAAGCAGUGGUUUUUGUCUCAGGUAUACCUACCACUUCUACUACUGUUCACCGAGAUAAUCCUAUGGAUUACAUAAUAAUCCAUGCUGGUGAUCCCUUGGCAUCGAUCCCAUGCUGUUUAGUAAACUACAUAGUGAGCGAGCAUCUGGCAACAGGGUUAAACAUGUAUCAGACACAACGUCCAUAG
This is a messenger RNA of Aspergillus niger, 387 nucleotides long. RefSeq lists its product as hypothetical. Bases 1 to 387 code for a protein of 128 amino acids. NCBI's taxonomy places the organism in Eukaryota, Fungi, Ascomycota, Eurotiomycetes, Eurotiales, Aspergillaceae. The transcript has 7 exons. The record is from RefSeq and is a predicted model, not a curated record.